Tachysurus fulvidraco (yellow catfish) is the source of this 8569-nucleotide messenger RNA. It is a transcript of the gene mmp24, whose product is annotated as matrix metallopeptidase 24. Gene Ontology annotation, cellular component: extracellular matrix. The transcript has 9 exons. The record is from RefSeq and is a predicted model, not a curated record. Bases 181 to 1983 code for a protein of 600 amino acids. Gene Ontology annotation, biological process: extracellular matrix organization; proteolysis; collagen catabolic process. Gene Ontology annotation, molecular function: zinc ion binding; metalloendopeptidase activity. Lineage: Eukaryota; Metazoa; Chordata; Actinopteri; Siluriformes; Bagridae.
GCGCGCACGCCCUUUGUAUGGCUCCGCGCCUGCGCAAAGAUUUCGCCGAGUUUGAUGUUCGGCUUGGUUGUUGGAAAUAAACAGGACACAAAAGCUUGAUACUUUUUUUUACAGCUUAAGUUAAAAGACACUGGUCCUCGACUGCUGGAGGAUUUGGGGACAUUUGUUGGGGGGACAGCCAUGGCGGAGGUGGGAGUGAAGGGUAAAAGGACAGGGCUCCCGGGCUUAUGUUGGAAAACCUGCUACUUUCACGUCGUGUUUUGGGUCGUGUCUGUCUGUGGAGAGGAGAAGAGCUUUGUGGUGGAGACGUGGUUGAAGAAUUAUGGCUAUUUACUCCCACAUGACAUCCGGACAUCAGACUUGCGUUCAGAGAAAGCCAUGCAAUCAGCAGUUGCUGCUAUGCAGCGGUUCUAUGGAAUCCCGGUGACUGGGGUACUUGACCAAACAACCUUAGAGUGGAUGAAGAAACCUCGAUGUGGGGUUCCUGAUCACCCUCAACGGAGGAGAAAUAAGCGCUAUGCUCUUACUGGUCAAAAAUGGAGGGACAAAAAAAUCACCUACAGCAUACACAACUUCACCCCGAAGGUAGGCGAGAAGGACACGCAGAGAGCGAUCCGGCAGGCAUUUGAUGUGUGGCAGACAGCAACCCCACUGACCUUCCAGGAAGUGGCCUACUCAGAGAUAAAAAAAGAGGGCAAAGAGGCAGACAUCAUGAUUUUCUUUGCCUCGGGGUUUCACGGUGAUAGUUCUCCAUUCGAUGGCGAAGGAGGUUUUUUAGCUCAUGCUUACUUCCCUGGCCCUGGAAUUGGAGGGGACACACACUUUGAUUCUGAUGAGCCUUGGACGUUAGGCAACGCUAACCAUGAUGGUAAUGACCUAUUCCUGGUGGCAGUUCAUGAGUUGGGCCACGCAUUGGGUCUGGAACAUUCCAAUGACCCAAGUGCAAUCAUGGCACCUUUCUACCAGUACAUGGAGACACAAAACUUCAAACUGCCACUAGAUGACCUUCAAGGCAUACAGAAAAUAUACGGUGUCCCAACUGCAAUGUUGGAGCCAACUCGGUCUCUCCCAACCCUCCCACCACGGCGGACUAAUUCUGACAGGAAAAAUGACCGUCAGUCCCGUCCUCCUCGACCUCCAUAUGGUGAUCGGCCCUCUCCUGGCUACGGAAAACCCAACAUAUGUGAUGGCAAUUUUAACACAGUGGCCUUUUUCAGGAGGGAGAUGUUUGUGUUCAAGGAUCGGUGGUUCUGGCGUUUGCGCAAUAACAAGGUUCAGGAGGGUUACCCCAUGCUGAUUGACCAGUUCUGGAAAGGUCUCCCUUCCCGCAUUGAUGCUGCUUAUGAGAGAUCCGAUGGCAAAUUUGUGUUCUUUAAAGGAGACAGGUACUGGGUAUUUAAGGAAGUGACAGCAGAGCCAGGUUACCCGCACAGCCUAGUGGAGUUGGGCAACUGUUUGCCCCGUGAGGGCAUUGACACAGCACUACGAUGGGAGCCUGUGGGCAAAACCUACUUUUUCAAAGGUGACCAGUACUGGCGCUACAAUGAAGAAAAGCAUACAGCUGAUCCGGGCUAUCCCAAACCCAUAACUGUGUGGAAGGGAAUUCCCGAAGCACCUCAAGGAGCCUUUGUCAGCCGUGAAGGAUUUCACACUUACUUCUACAAAGGAAAGGACUAUUGGAAAUUUGACAACCAGAAGCUAACAGUGGAACCUGGCUACCCGAAGUCUAUCCUUAAGGAUUGGAUGGGUUGUGACCAAACGGAAGCAGAGAAGAACAAGGACAGACACCUCCCCCAUGAUGAUGUUGACAUCAUGGUUGCCAUAAAUGAUGUGCCAAGCACCGUAAAUGCAAUUGCUGUGGUAAUCCCAUGCAUUCUGUCUCUGUGCAUCUUGGUCCUCAUUUACACCAUCUUCCAGUUUAAAAACAAAAGUGUCCCACAACCUGUGACCUACUAUAAACAGCCAGUGCAGGAAUGGGUAUGACAGACUAGGGAACACUGCAAAGUUAAACACUAAAAAUGCUAGUGAGGGCUAACAUGACAAUGUUCAGAAGCACCUACACAACCAGUGCCUGUUUACUGCAUUGUAAUGCGAGAGGUGGGGAUUGAAUCAUUGUCGAGUCCAUGUCCUUCCAUCUGGAACUAAACUUUGAACAAUUUCCUUUUUUUUUUUUUUUUAGCCAAAAGCACAGGUUUGCUAGGCUUUAACUGAUUGGUGGCUUGCAGAGACAGGAGCUUAACCAAUGCUUUGGCCUUACACUGCUACUGUAAAACCUUCUUUCCCAUUCUCUCACAACCUGGGAGUCUGAGGACCACCACAGUGAAUACUAACCAUCAUGAUUCCAAGGAGCACAAGAGGAACGAUGGUCAGAUUUCAGCAAAAGUAUAUUCGUUAUAUGUGCUCAACAUGGACUUGUAAAGGAAUUUAAAAAAUUGUUGGAGAAUAUGUCAGAAGAAUGAAACAAAAAUAAGAGAGUGAUUCUUUGUUAAAGACUUGAAUAACAUAACAUUAUCGGUAGAAAGGCUGUAGAAAAGUAUUCAAAGGUGGCUUUGUGUAUCUUGUAGUCUUUUAUCAUGUCUUGGACAUUACAUUAGUAUAUCUAUAUCUAUCUAUCUAUCUAUCUAUAGAUAGUGAGGUCCAAAGGUCUGAGACCAUAUUGUUUUAUUGUUUUAAAACUGGAAAUACUAGAAGGUUUAAUAAUUUAAAAUAAAGAAUAUUUAAAAUAAAGAAAGUAUUCGAUAUUUUGAGCAUGUUAACUGCUUUAUACAAAAGGGUCAGAUUUUCCUCAUGUCUAAUGUCUUCUAUUGAAGCAUGUGUUCAAACAGCACUCGCACAAAUAUGUGGAGUCUAGUUUGAAAGCAAAACUUCAUGUAAAUAUUUUGAAGAUUCUAAUUUUUAUUCAACUAAUUAUUUAGUUCUUGUCAAUAAUAUGGAAAUUAUUGUAUUAAAAAAAUAUGCAAAAUUGAAUUUUACUAGUGGUCUAAGACUUUUGGACCCCACUGUAUGACCUAGGAAAGAAAUUUGUAUGUGGAAUCAUUAAGGAAAAUGCAAGUACGGAAUCACUUGUGGGUGUUUUUUUUUUUUUUUGAGGGUUUGAAUUGUGUAGUGGGGAGGCAUCAAAAACAGCAUUUAUGCAUAUACUUCCCUUAUGUUAUAUGAUGCUAUUAUUAUGUUAACUACCCGACAAGAUUCUUCAUGAAAGUGAAUUUUUGCAGUCUGUUUCCACACGAGUAUCAUUUGAAAUUUUGCUAACAUGACAUACCGUCGAUUGACCAGCUUAUGAUUCAUUUACACUGAAUAUUAGUAAUUAUUCCAUUUUGUAAUUAUACCGUUUUGAUGCCCUAAACCACCACUAUUUCUUAUACCUGAAUGCAGUGCACAGGCACUAUCAAGUGUCCUUUGGGUGAGUUUUUAUAGAUUUUAUAGAUUUGUUUUUCAUUAAUGUAUAGGUUACUAUCCCUUCAUAUCAGCACUGCUAAUGCAGCUCCCCCAACAAAUAUGCAAAUAUGUUUGACCUGAAACAUUUUAGUGGCUCAAAGUCCCAUUUUUAAUGUGACAUGAAUAUUUUUCCAAAUAUGCUGGAUUUUGCAUGUGGUACUAACUUUGCCACAUCCACAUAACAAACUGUGGGAAGUAUAGGAUGUGGUGAUCAUGUUAACCUUAUCAAAAUAUAUAUAUCUUUUGGUUUUUAUUACUACAUUCUACAACCUUUUUGUAGCCAUGACAUAUUUCUAAGUGUAACCAGGCUCUAUGUGUAACUUUUUAGGAGUACUAAUUUGGUGAGCAUUAUAAAACAUUGCUAAAUCCAAUUCAAUUUAAAUUUGGUGAUAUUAACAUUUAGCAAAAUUCCCAGUUCCUAUCCAGAGUUUUUUUAGAGGCUAAAAUAUUGUAAAGGUGAAAAUACCGUAGCUUCAGGUCUAGGGUUUGAUCCUGAGCUCAGGUUGCUAUCACUGUGGAGUUUUGCAUGUUCCACCCAUGGCACAAUAUUUUUAAAUGGGGUGUCUGGUUUUCUCACCCCUGCCAGUAGAUAGAGAGGCUACAAUAAAUUGCCAGUAAAAGAAUCCAGGGUGUAUUCCCAUUUUGUGCCCAGUGUUAUUGGGAUAGGCUUCAGAGACCCCCAAAGUGUUUAAGCAGUUACUGAAGAAGAAUGAAUCAGCUUCUGCUUAUUUUAAAUUGUGGAUCGUCUUGUUUGUCAUUUUGGUACAUGUUACUCUGAAAGGUUAGCAAAAGAAUUUUUAGUCACAAUGUGUGUCAUUGAUGUGAGAAUGACAUAAAACAUGAGAGAAACUUUUUGAAAAACACUUGAAGCAUAGGUGAAACUGUAUGUAUUGACAAACUCUGUUAAAAUACAGUAAGAAAUACCUCUUUUUUUAGAUUUCUGAUGAGAUAAAGCUUUCCUUUCAUUCUGAAAUCUUUGCGUUUCCUGCAAGCCUAAAAAUAAGGGCAUUUGCCUUUUAAAAAACGAUUUCAGCUAUUUUUAAUUGUUUUAGUCAUUAACAAUUCUUACCAACUAGCUAGUUCUCAAGUAUCACACAAAGGCUACCAACCAGAGAAGGUUAGGGACAGUACUCAAAACACAUCUUCUCAAUCUGCUGCUCAAGCUACGUCAGAUGGCAGCGGAACACACUCAGAACACACUUGAAGGAAAACACUAUAAGCUGAAAAUUUAUGGAGCAAAGUGAUAACUGCCCUGUAUUACAUUCACGAUGACCACUCCUGUGUAGUGUCACUGACUAACAUGGGAGAGUUAUACCAUCUUGUCUCCUGGUCAAACUUUUUGAAUGCUCUACUGUUGUGCCACACUUUGUUGAACUCUUUUUGCAUUUUAUUUCUCUCACAAAUCAUAACUAAUUUACAAUUCAGUGAGGCUUCAAUGGGAGGUUUCAGAUUUGUCUCUUUCUUUUUAUCUUUCUUUCUAGUUUGCAACCCAGAUUCUGUGUAACUAUUUGUUCUAUCUACAGUAGAUACAGCUUAGAUGUGUAUUAGGCUGUGUUACUUCUAUGCCUCCACACUUGAUGUAUUGGCACCAUAUUGCAUCUGGGCAGAUGACAGGUUGUUUUACAUCAUAUGCAGUCCAAGGUCUGUUGUAAAUGGCUUCGGUAGCUGGACAGUAAAGGUUACACUAUCUGGAAGGUUGUAAGCACAGGUCCCAAGAAUUCAAGAGGAAAUGCAACCCUCGACUGCUCAGUUACUGUAUGUGCCUAGAAUAGAAUCUGCCUUACUUGUAAUUGGUUUUACAUAAAAGCAUCUGGUAAUUGAGUAAAUGUAAAUUAUACAUAUUCUGCUAGCAUUAGAUAUGUCUGGGAAGAAAAGUUUUUCUGUUUGUUUGUCUGCCAUAAGAUGUCUUCUAGGCCUUUUUUUGUGCCUCGUCUUAAGUUUUGCCAUGGCCUAGUUAAUUUAAAGGAAUUACAAGGAUACAUUUUUAAAUUAGAAUUUAAUUUCCAUUUCUCCUCUUGGUAGAUGUCUAUCUCUCUAUCACAUAUUUUACUGUUUUUAAAUUUACUUUCAGGGCUUGUCUAUGGGUAGACAAAUGGCACAAAUGCAGUAAAGGCGGGGUCUGCGUUAUUGUCAUACCAUUGUCACUACCUGGUAGUGCCAGUCUGCAAUGUAGCAAGGAGGUGUUCUGUAUUAUGAGUACAGGAAGUCCUAGGCAGGAUUUAUUUAAAUGGAACACACUGUGCUGACCGUCUUUCUCCACUUUGCAUGGUCCGAUGAACUAGCUUUGGGUGUAAAGAAUAAAAAGACAAUAGGAAAAUUUGGUUGAGUUAUAGCACAAAAAUGUGUGUUCCAUGUUUUACAUUUUUUGAUGUCCUUUUAUAAAAUCUCCAGGUACUUUGUAUAUUCUGCAUAAAUAAAACCUUUGGAUUGAUUCAGUUGAUUAUAGGAUGGUCAUGGAAUGAAAACAUAACUGUUUUAGUCUUCUAUUCAUUUACAUUUAUGGCGUUUCGCCGUUGCCCUUAUUCAGAGCGACGUACAAAAUGCUUUAAAGUCUAUAUCAAUGAAUACACUGAUACUGUUUCACUAGUAUAUUACCACCCAACAGAGUCUAAAACUCUGUUGGGUGGUAAUAUAGCACACAGAUAAUCAAUUUUGUAAAUAAACAAGCAGAAAAAAAUAAUAGGUGCAAAAAAAGAAAUAAUAGGUGCUAGUUUUAAGUAUUUCAGGAAAAAAAUAACCCAUCUUCAAACCCGUCAAUAACUUCAAACCCAUCAUUUGAAGGCAGCCAGUGAUUCACUUGUUCGGACAUACAGGGGAAGUCCAUUCCGCCACCCGGGUCCCAAAACAGAGAAGUCUUUAUGCAUACCUACCCUGAGACAUGGUGGGACCAUUAGAUUUUAAGACUGAAAAGGGUCAACACAUACAGUACAUUCAGUCAUUCCCUGUAUGAUAAUUAGGACAACAAGACGCACAAAUAAUAACUUCUGGAUGACAUUUGCUUUUAUAAAUAUGAAUUUCUAUACUGUGUGCUUAAAAAAGACAGAAUGGCCCUUGUCCCAUGCAUUAAUGAAAUACAGGAAGGUAUGAAGGAAUGGAUUUUGAGUCUUCUUUUUUUUUUUUUUGGAAUUCCUGUACUGUAAAAAAAGAACUCAAAAAUAGAAUUGCCUCAGAUUAUUUACUUCAAAUAUGAUAACCAUGUUAACAAAUUGUGGUACCAGCAAUAUAAGUGACUAAUGUGUAUGGUAAAUAAAUGUUAAAGGGGGAUGAAUUCAAAUCUAGACACAAACUUAAGUUAAGCCGAUUACAGAAGAAAGCCGAUACUAUGAGGUCUACAUAAUGUUAUUUUGAUUAACGUGAAAAGAUUUGCAUGGAACUUUAGAGAAGAUAGGCAGAAUAGUACAUAGAAUAGGUAUAAUGAUGUUCAACAACACAAUACUGUUCUCAAUUCUUAUUUGUCAAAAGUUGGUGAAUAAUUAUCUAGAAUUGAAAUCACAUGUUUAUAUUAAUACAUUAAUCCAUUAUUGUUUCUAUUGUUAUUGUUACAUCUUUUUUCAAAAGAACUUGCAUGGACAUAAUUUAAGGCCAAUAAUGAAUGGAUUUUAAAAGAAAAACGUAAUUGUUGACAUAGGAGGCUUAGUGUCAAUACUUUGAAGCAGUUAGUAAUCAUUCCACCAUAGUAGAGGUCUCAAGACAGUGUAUUGUGCUUUACUUUUUUUUUUUUUGUCUUAACAUUCAAUAUAAAUCAAAGAAAGGGAGAAAAGGAGAGGCUGAUGAAAGAACUGUUUCUAUUUGUUAUAAACAUAACUAAUAUCUGGAACAAAUUUUUUCACAGAUUUUUUACAACAAUAAAUCUAACUAUAAAUGGUUUAAAAAAAAAACCUACACUAAUAAAAACAUUGCUGUAACUAAAUUAAUUAAUUAUUUGCAAAGCUUAAAUGAUUACUUGUCUAACACUAUAUCUGAUUUAAUUAAAUCUACAUUUAUCGACUUCUAAAUAUGUACUAACCUACAUUGUAACCAAUUUGCUUAAUAAUCAAUUCUCAAUGUGCAGCUGGGUUUAGUCAUUAUCAAAUAAAAAAAAUCCCCUAUAAACAAUGGACAAAGAUUAUAACGUAUAUGUUAAAAUUCUGUGUGAAUUAUUACCACUCUAAAUUUGUCAAUUAUAUUAUUAAUGACUGACGGACCAUAUGAAUCCAUGAUGCCACUCAUCCCUUUUUCUGUUUUACUCUUGGGUCUUCUGCUAAAACUGGACAUGUCAUUGGAGAUUCAAAUUAUUGCCAGGAGACAUACAUAAUUUUAAAAAAUAUAUGUCUAAUUUCUAUGGGGGGAAAAAUGUUUUAAGUAAAAGCGAAGCCAUGCCAGUACAGGUUUGUUCUGGGAAAUAAUAUGUGUGUAUACACACACACACACAAAGAAAAAAGGGAAUAUGAAUAUUCUCUGCUGAUAUUGCCUCAUUUUACCGUGUGAUGGUGGUACUGGAUGACAGCCACUCUUAACCUCUACCUGCUGUUGCCUUUGGUUUCUAUACUCCUUUUAACAGACUAACAAUAAACAAAGAGGGCAAACAAACAUAUCAGAGCUUGUUUAGAACUUUACACAAAUGAAUUUAUGUUCUUUGUCUACGGAGGAUUGAUUACAACUGACAUUUUAUCUGAUAAAGCUUUAAUGUUUGAUUUUUUUUUUAAAUUUUCAAUGUAUUUAAUGUACAUAGACUUUUGCUUAAUUUUAAUGAAUUUAUGAAGGAAACGGUUAUUUAGUCAAAACAACAGAGAAUUUGUCUGUUUGGCUUUUUGAUAUUGUCUAAUUUCUGGGUCAAAUGUUUCUCAGCCUCACGCAUGGAUCAUGUAAAUACAAAGUUAGUAGAGGACAUUUUGUAUUUUUCUUUCACUCACUAAGAGUAGCAUAUAAAAUUGUACACACCAUAUUCAAUACUGUCAUUUCGAACAAUGGCAAUCAUUUUUUAAUUAAUCUAUCAAUACUUAAGCUUUAUUUGCAAAAGUUUGCCUUUUCAGCGCCAUGGAGAUUGAAAUGUUAUUUUUUUUUGUUUGUUUGUUUAAUUUUAAGUUUUACAAGGUGUACCUAAAAAACCCCACCAUUGCUAUGUCCUAUUCCUGAUUUCAAUAAAAGCAAA